Messenger RNA from Microcebus murinus (gray mouse lemur), 2358 nucleotides. The record is from RefSeq and is a predicted model, not a curated record. NCBI's taxonomy places the organism in Eukaryota, Metazoa, Chordata, Mammalia, Primates, Cheirogaleidae.
AUGCUGCCGUGGGCCCGGCAGGCGCUGCUCAUGCUGCUCCUCCCCACGCUGCUGGCACAGGGAGAAGCCCGGCGGCAGGGGAGCCCCCAGGGCCGGAACGCCAGCAGGCCCACGCUGCUGAGGCUGUCUGAUCACCUCUUGGCCAACUACAAGAAGGGGGUGCGGCCCGUGUGGAACUGGAGGAAGCCAACCACUGUGUCCAUUGACGUCAUCGUCUAUGCCAUCCUCAGCGUGGAUGAGAAGAACCAGGUCCUGACCACCUACAUCUGGUACCGGCAGCUUCUGACAGCCCGGUCAGGCCUCUGCAGGAGCUCUGGCUUCACCCUGGCAGGGGAGGGCAGGCACACAGUGAAGCCUGCUGCCUGCAGAUAUGUCAUUCUUGGAGGCCACCGAGACUCAUGGGUGUUUGGUGGCAUUGACCCUCAGAGCGGAGCAGCUGUGGUUCAUGAAAUCGUGAGGAGCUUUGGAACACUGAAGAAGGAAGGAUGGAGGCCUAGAAGAACAAUUUUGUUUGCAAGCUGGGAUGCAGAAGAAUUUGGUCUUCUUGGUUCCACUGAGUGGGCAGAGGAGAAUUCGAGACUCCUUCAAGAGCGUGGUGUGGCCUAUAUUAAUGCUGAUUCUUCUAUAGAAGGAAACUACACUCUGAGAGUUGACUGUACACCACUUAUGUACAGCUUGGUAUACAACCUAACAAAAGAGCUGCAAAGCCCCGAUGAAGGCUUUGAAGACAAAUCUCUUUAUCAGAGCUGGAGUGAAAAAAGUCCUUCUCCUGAGUUGAGUGGCAUGCCCAGGAUUAGCAAAUUGGGAUCAGGUAAUGAUUUUGAGGUGUUCUUCCAAAGACUUGGAAUUGCUUCAGGCAGAGCACGAUAUACUAAAAAUUGGGAAACGAAUAAAUUCAGCAGCUAUCCACUGUAUCACAGUGUCUAUGAAACAUAUGAGUUGGUGGAAAAAUUUUAUGAUCCAACAUUUAAAUAUCACCUCACUGUGGCCCAGGUUCGAGGAGGGAUGGUGUUUGAACUAGCCAAUUCCGUAGUGCUCCCUUUUGAUUGUCAAGAUUAUGCUGUAGUUUUAAGAAAGUAUGCUGACAAAAUCUACAAUAUUUCAAUGAAACAUCCACAGGAAAUGAAAACAUACAAUGUAUCAUUUGAUUCACUUUUUUCUGCAGUGAAGAAUUUUACAGAUGCUUCUAAGUUCAGCAAGCAACUCCAAGACUUUGACAAAAGCAACCCAAUAUUAUUGAGAAUUAUCAAUGAUCAACUGAUGUUUCUGGAACGAGCAUUUAUUGAUCCUUUAGGGUUACCAGACAGGCCUUUCUAUAGGCAUAUCAUCUAUGCUCCAAGCAGCCACAACAAGUAUGCAGGGGAAUCAUUCCCAGGAAUUUAUGAUGCUCUGUUUGAUAUUGAAAGCAAAGUGGACCCUGCCAAGGCCUGGGGAGAAGUGAAGAGACAGAUUUCUAUUGCAGCCUUCACAGUGCAGGCUGCUGCAGGAACUUUAAGAGAAGUAGCCUAAGAGGGUUCCUUGGAGAACUCACAUUGAAUUCAUGUGGUAGAUCACUCAGAAAGAAUCAUGAUGGUUAUAUUUACAAAUUAAAAAUAGAUAUAUUGAUAAACUAAAAAUAAAGUUGGAGAUUAUAUGUAUGUGUGUAUUUUUUUCUUCUCCUUAUGGAUCAAAAAUGAAGAAUAGAUAACUUUUAUGCUCUAAUUAUAAAAUGUUAUUCUGAAGUUGAAACGUUGAAGUAAGUAUUAAAACUAAGGAGAACAGCCUAAUAUAGUAAAACUCUUAUCUGACAUUAUCAGGGAAUCAAGUCUAAUGUAGUACCUUCCAAAUCUAUUCAUGUCAUCGCACAGAGAAAAACAUGAGUUUGUCAUGCAACACCCUUGGGAAAAUGUAUAAGACUGCUUCAAACCAGAGGCCUCAGGCCCUGCCUGUCCACUUAAGGCUGGGAGGAUCACUAUCUUAGCACACCAGUUGGGAAACUCUGAUCUAAGCACACUUCUAGUAAACAUAGUCACUGUAUGCCAUAAGGAAUAAUUACAUUUUUAAAAUUAAGAAACAUUUUAUUUAUGUAAAAGGCUAUAUAGAGAAUAUAUGUACAGUGAGAAAUAGUAAUGAAAUGAACAUUUAUAAACCCAGUAACCAGAUUAAGAAAGGAACAUUUCUAAUAUCUUUGGUUCUCCAUGGAAUACUGGCUCAUUGUGCCUUUUCUGCCAGUGAUAAUUACUUUCUUGAGUUUUAUGUUUAUCUUUCCUCUGUUUUAAUUUACAAUUUCAUUACAGAUGACUGUAGCUCUUACAUGUUUUGGCUUUAUGUAUUUUUUGAACUUUUUAUAAAUAAAAUCAUGCCAUGUAUUUUUCCUGA